Molecule: messenger RNA, 387 nt
Organism: Sparassis crispa
Lineage: Eukaryota; Fungi; Basidiomycota; Agaricomycetes; Polyporales; Sparassidaceae
Exons: 3
Coding region: 1-387 (128 amino acids)
Source: RefSeq, a predicted model, not a curated record
AUGUCUGCGACAGAAGUACAGGAUAUGAACGGGACGCAGGCGUCACCCGCGCCCGCUUCGAACGCACCACCUGCGCCGGAUAACGGGUAUCCCGAGCAGAGACAUGCAGGUGCGGUCGGGUACGGGCCUGAGUAUGGCAAGGGCGCGGGACCUGGCGACAAGUUCCAAGGCCUCUUCGAGGAGGCGAAGGGGAAGGUCCUUCGGAAGCCGGACGUCGCGCAGCACGGCCGCGACUUGCGUACCGGCAUGCUGAAGCAGCGUGAGAAGGAGCAGGACAACGCUGAGGACCCCUUCAAGAAGGUGGAUCAGGGGGACGAUGCUGCGCACCAGGUACCCAAGGACGACACGGACGAGCGCAUGGCGCAGCCACCGUCGGUGGAAGAUUAG